Molecule: messenger RNA, 2560 nt
Organism: Dendronephthya gigantea
Lineage: Eukaryota; Metazoa; Cnidaria; Anthozoa; Malacalcyonacea; Nephtheidae
Product: actin-binding LIM protein 1-like
Exons: 16
Coding region: 108-2048 (646 amino acids)
Biological process (GO): lamellipodium assembly; cytoskeleton organization
Cellular component (GO): actin cytoskeleton
Molecular function (GO): actin filament binding
Source: RefSeq, a predicted model, not a curated record
UGUUUAAUCAUUGAGGAAUUUAUUUCGAGUGUUUUCAAAUACUUUCGGUUUACUCUUGUUUUACUGCUUGAUUUACUAAGAUUGCACCGUAUUUUGUCGAUACAAGCAUGGGAACCGAACGGAUAACUUGUGGAAAGUGUCACAGAAAGUGUAGCGGACAGGUUCUGAGCGUUGGCGAUACGUAUUUCCAUCAUUAUUGCUUUACUUGUCAAAAAUGUGGGAAUGAGUUGGGAGAAGAUGCAUUUUACAACAAGGAUGGGGCAUAUUAUUGUGCCAAAGACUACCUCGACCAUUUUGGUGAACAAUGCUUCAAAUGUCAUGAAUUUCUCGAAGGGGAAGUCAUCAGUGCCUUAGGAAACACCUUUCAUUUGGAUUGUUUUUCCUGUGCACACUGCAAGAAAUUCUUCCCACCGGGUGAAACUGUCAUCUUCGAUGGCCGAGACUACGUUUGUGAAGACUGUGAUUAUGGGACCGAUCCGUCGUCACGACAGCCGAUGCACAAAUGUGCCGGGUGCCACAAGGAUAUCGAACAUGGUCAGGCUUUGAUGGCGUUGGACCAACACUGGCACCCGAAUUGCUUCACCUGUCAGAAAUGCGGGAUCGUUCUUCAUGGGGAAUACAUGGGAAAGGACGGGUAUGCAUUUUGUGAGAAAGAUUAUCAGACCGAAUUUGGGGUCACCUGCGCUGGCUGCCAAGGUUACAUCACUGGUAAAGUGUUACAGGCGGGGGAUAAGCAUUAUCACCCACAAUGCUCUCGUUGUGCAAAGUGUGGCCAAAUGUUUGGCGAAGGGGAGGAGAUGUAUCUACAAGGUUCCGAGAUCUGGCAUCCGGAAUGCAGCGAGAUGGUGCGGGAAAUGGAAAGGGCGGAGAAGGAACGCCAAGAGUUGGAACAGCGGGAUGCGGAGCGCAGGGAGAUGGAAGAAGAAACAAGAAGACGGGAGGAUGAGCAGCGGGAAGCGGAAAGACAAGAGCUGGAUAGAAGAGAAGCAGAGCGUCGGGAUGCGGAUAGACGGGAUGCCGAACGACGGGAAGCUGAAAGACGAGAAGCAGAAAUGAGGGAGGCGGAACGCCGCGAUGCUGAACGCCGAGAUGCGGAACGCAGGGAGGCCGAGCGCAGGGAUGCGGAACUCCGCGAGGCGGAACGUUUGGAAGCAGAGCAUCGCGAGGCAGAGCAGAGGGAACGAGAGAAGAGAGAAAGGGAGAUUGAGAACGAGCGCCGCGAAGCUGAGAGACGAGAGAUGGAACAAAGAGAGAUCGAAAGACGAGACCGCGAGAGAAGAGAGAUUGAGUAUAGAGAAUCACAACGAAGGGAUGCGGAACGACGCGAUGCGGAACGACGCGAUGCGGAACGACGCGAAGCCGAACGGCGCGAUGCCGAACGACGCGAUGCUGAUAGAAAGAGAGAUUUUUACCAUCAAGGCAACUAUGGUCAGCAAGGCGAUGCAAAUAUCGGUCGUAUGCCAUCACCAGAUUUUGACGAUUUACCCCCUCCGCCAAGACCAGAUGAAUUACCCAAAGGUCCUCCAGCUCCGCCAACCAGAACUGAUAGCCGCGCGAAGGACUGGAAAGCACGCUAUGGCUCGUUGCCUAGGAGUGGGUCUGGGUCUAUAAAUGGUGACGCACCUGAAGUCCAAAUGAGGAAUGGUCCGUCUCGACCAAGACCUUAUUCUUAUCACGAGUCUAGUUACAAUGAUUACGAAGAAACGACUCAGACAACAACAGUGUCAUCCCCGGGUGGGGAUCAAAAGUACAAAACAAGCGUCCAGUUAAAGAUUGGUAAGAGCACAGAUGACAGUUCAAUUGGUAGAACAACGACCAGAACCUCGUCUUCAUCUGCGAAAUCUCCACCAGCAGAAGCCAAGAUUUACCAAUACAGAGAGCUCAAAGUUGACAAUUAUCGCUCACCAAGAGGCGUUGACAAGUCAAACUUGGAGAAACAUCUGAGUGACGACGAAUUCCGUGAAGUGUUCCGGAUGACGCGAAACGAGUUCUACGAAUUGCCGAAAUGGAAGCAGAUUGAUCACAAAAAGAAGGCAAAACUGUUUUGAUUUCGGGUCCCAUUGUUUGCAAGUGUUGUUGUAGUAUUUUAGUAAAGAUUGAUUCGUUGCUUGGCAGAUGACGUCAUAUGCAGUUGAUUCUACAGCUAUUUCAAUUAAGGUGUCACCACUCACAGCCGAAAAUGUCGAGGUUAGCAAUCUUCUAUAAUUUAAACAGUUUUAUCUAUUUUAAAAGAUAUCCCCGCAUAAAAUGCGUAAUCUUAAAUCUAAGGCCCGUUGACCUUAUCUUCCCAGAGGUGUAAACCUUUCUGAGUUUGUGACUAUUUUGUUAAAAGAAACAUUGACCUAGGAAUACUUUAGACGUGAUUUACAAAGCCUUAGUUGAAAUGGCUGUAGGCAGUGGAGACGAAACUAUUUAGGCUUCCAAGUUAUUAAUAAUGACAGUAGAUAGAUAUUUGUUCACGAUGCACCAUUGUAGAAUACUAAAGUAUUUUGUUUUCCACUAUAUACUCUUGUGUAAACCAACCAUAUAUAACUAGUAUCACUGAUGUAUGCGUAUAAUA